Messenger RNA from Myzus persicae (green peach aphid), 960 nucleotides. Its product is annotated as myb-like protein I. The transcript has a single exon. Lineage: Eukaryota; Metazoa; Arthropoda; Insecta; Hemiptera; Aphididae. The coding region runs from base 118 to 960 and encodes 280 amino acids. The record is from RefSeq and is a predicted model, not a curated record.
UACCUGAAAGUGUUUGUAAGCAACAAGAAGAUCGAGAAACCAGCACAAAUCUUGCCGAUCAAACAGGUAGUCAGCACCAAUCCGGCCAUCGCGGCCGACCAGGGAAGUCCGACGAGAAUGACGUUCAUUGACGUGUACUUGCACGAGGCGACUGACUACAGCGGCAAAAAUAACCACGUGACCGAGAACUACGACAAGCGAAUCGUCGGCGAUGACAAAACAGUGACCAGAUAUCCGGUAGAUGACGCGCUCGUGCAGCGAAUGUGUUUGGACAUCGCAUCCGCGGUGCAUCGGCAGAUCAGUGAACAGACGAUGUGUGCCAUUGUGUCUGAUACCACCGCGUCUGGGACCACCACGCACCGGAAGUCGGAGCAGCAGAAGAAGAAACAGCAGCAGAAACAAGAGCAUCAGCAGCAGAAGCAAGAGCAGCAACAGCAAAAGCAGCAGCUCCAGCAGAAAAAGCAGCAGCAGCAGCAGCGAAAGCAGCAGCAGCAGCAGCAAAAGCAGCAUCACAAGCAGCAGCAGAAGGAUCAGCAGCACGAGCAUCUGCACAAGCAGCAGGAGCACAGGCAGCAGGAGCACAGGCAGCAGCAGCAGAAGGAGCAGCAGAAGCCACAGAAGCGGCGGAGGCAUUCGUUCCCGAAGGUGUCGCCGCAUCCGGUUCGUUACAUCGAGCGCAAGGAGUCGGGCAUCGUCACUACCGGACCGGAAGACCGGUAUAGCAACGACCCGACUGUUGCGCAAGUGACCAGCGUCGGCGUGGUCGAGGAGGACGUGGACGACAACAGGCAGGACGAGGACGUGGAGCAGUCUGGCAAAGUGUGGGAAGUGAACAUGGUCGACGAUCACGUCAUGUUCAAUUCGGCAAAAAGCCACGAGCAACGGCCGGAAGCGUUCACCGCCGCCGCCGCCGCCACCACCGUUGCCGACGAUUAUGACGAUAGCAACCAGACUUCGUAG